Paramormyrops kingsleyae is the source of this 1143-nucleotide messenger RNA. Its product is annotated as solute carrier family 51 subunit alpha. The record is from RefSeq and is a predicted model, not a curated record. Lineage: Eukaryota; Metazoa; Chordata; Actinopteri; Osteoglossiformes; Mormyridae.
AGUGACACAAGUUCAGCUCCCGUGUUUUUGUGGAGACUUCAGGAGAUCGAAAUGGAGAAUCUGAGCAGCACCAUCGACCCCAGCUGUCUGCAGCAGCCUCCGCUGGCGAUAGACAUCAUUAUAGAGUUGGACGCCCUUGGGAUCAUUCUAUACGCUGGGCUGACCUUGAUGGCAGUGCUGUCCAUGCUCAUUUACAUUGAAGGAACCAUCUACAUCUUCCGCAAGGUGUCCUACCCUAAAAAGCAGGCCAUCAUAUGGGUGAACGGGGCAGCACCGAUUAUUGCCACCAUGUCUUGCCUGGGGAUGUGGAUCCCAAGAGCCACCAUGUUCACAGACAUGACAUCAGGCUGUUAUUUUGCCGUCGUGGUCUAUGAGAUCCUCGUGCUGUUGUUAGAGGAGUGUGGGGGAGAUGAGGCAUUUCUUCAACGCUGUGGGAAUAACCGUCUCCGGAUCAGCACCGGGCCCUGCUGCUGCUGCUGCCCAUGCUUGCCCCAUGUGCGUCUCACACGCCGCGUUCUGUUCCUGUUGAAGCUUGGAUCUUUCCAGUACGCACUGAUGAAAACCGUUUGCACCGUCUUGGCCAUCGUGCUGUGGACCAAUGGGAACUUCGACGUCUCAGAUCUUGAGGUCACUGGAGCCCUCAUCUGGAUUAACUGCUCUGUGGGGGUUCUGACCAUCGCUGCUCUCUGGCCUGGUGCCAUACUCUUCAUGCACCUGCGCCAGACUCUCAGCAGCCAGAAGAUCAUCCCUAAAUAUGCCAUGUACCAGGUGGUGCUGGUCCUCAGCCAACUGCAGACGGCCAUAUUCAGCAUCUUGUCACUGAACGGCACCAUUGCCUGUGCCCCACCCUACUCCUCGCAGGCACGAGGAUCCAUGAUGAGUCAGCAGUUGCUCAUCCCAGAGAUGUUCAUCAUCACUCUGGUGACGCGGCUGUUAUACAGACGCACAUAUGAGCCGCUUUCUGCUGCCCCUCUACACCAGGACAACAGGGGCAGGAAACUCCUGCCGUCUGAGUGCGGCGAGGCAUAAACCUGCAUGUAUCUGUGUGUGUGUGUUGUGUUUAUAUUACAUUGUGGGGACCGAAUAUUCCCCACAAUGUAAUAAACACCUGUUAUUUUUACAUUUUUUAGGUCCCCACAAAGA